UCGCAACGACCAAAGAGGCUGCCGUUGAAAAGAGUGGAAACAGAGGCAUUGUGGCACCGAGGAGUGAGCUGCUGCUUUGAGAGGAAAAAGGGACACAACUGCGACCACAAAGGGACCCAUGAUACGCAGAAAGACAUGGACGUUUACACGCACGGCAGACGCCGGCGUGUGUUUUGAGCACGACCGCGUCCUCCACUCGAAGAUUAUCCGGUGAACGAAGAGUUAAGAGCCGACAACCUAACUGUUUAUUUCGGCUGCUAGCAGGCUAGCUGCCUGCGGACCCAGCAGCUAGACAUGGGAAGCCCGUGUGAGUUUGACUCUUAGGAAACCUUCGAAGUAGCCGCUGUCUUCAGAAGAAAACACCGCCCUUUCGCCGUUUGUUUCUUGCCUCGGAAGGAGCCACAACUUUGAAGAAUGACCAACUAAGCAAUUUUACUCUUGCAGAGCCGAGGAUGAGAAAAGUCUGAAAGGCUGGACGUCAGACUUGCUGGAGGAAGGGAGAACAUGUCCCACGGUCCUCUUCCCGGAACUGUCAGCUGGAAGACGGGCGGACUUUGUCCGCUUCAGUGUUUCCCCUGGGAAUAGAAAUAACGCUAAUGCAGCAUGAGGAUGUGGUAUUGACAUCAUCACGGUGAAAGACUGAGCAAUACCCCUCCCCCUGCCCUGGCCCCUCCCCCAACAUGCUGCGCUACCUGCCUCUCAAACUUGGUCGCCUGUACCGCUGUCUGAAGCUCCUAUUAGUCGUGGGCUUGUUUGUCAUCUUGCUGAUGAACACCCACAACUUGUUUGCCUCCUUUCAGAAGAAUGAGCUGACCGACAGACGUUUCAUCAACCUCAACAAGUGUCCGGCCUGCUUUGGCACGAGCUGGUGUCGCAAGUUCAUGAAUGGACAGGUUUCCUUCGAGACAUGGGGUCGCCUGAGAUUUCUGGACAUUUUCAAUGUCAAGAACGUUUACUUUGCUCAGUACGGCGAACCCAGAGAAGGCACUCGACGCGUGGUGCUUAAAAGACUGGGCUCCAACCAAGAACUUGCUGAGAUAGACCAGAAAAUCUGCAAGAGGGCCACUGGAAGGCCCCGUUGUGACCUAAUCCAAGCAAUGUACAAAACUGAAUUUGCGAGGAUAAAUGGCGACGUUCGCCUAUUAACGCCUGAAGUGGUGGAGGGCUGGUCAGAUCUAGUCCACUGUCCCUCUCAGAGACUGCUGGACCGUGUUGUCCGCAGAUAUGCUGAGACCAAAGACUCAGGUAGCUUCCUGCUGAAGAACUUGAAGGACACUGAAAGAAUGCAGCUGCUCAUGACUCUGGCGUUUAACCCUGAACCGCUGGUUUUGCAGAGCUUUCCAUCAGAUGAAGGGUGGCCGUUUGCCAAAUACCUGGGAGCAUGCGGGCGCGUGGUUGCUGUCAACUACGUGGGCGAGGAGCUGUGGAGCUUCUACAACGCGCCCUGGGAGAAGAGAGUAGACUUGGCACGGCAGUUGAUGGACAUCGCUGAGCAGCUAACGAACAACGACUUCGAGUUUGCCCUCUACCUUCUCGACGUCAGCUUUGAUAACUUCGCUGUCGGCCCACGCGACGGAAAGGUCAUCGUUGUAGACGCUGAGAACGUACUGGUGGCGGACAAAAGACUGAUUAAGCAGAACAAGCCGGAAAACUACGACGUGUGGUACGAAAGCCGCUUCGAGGAGUGUGACCGAGAGGCCUGUCUGUCAUUCUCCAAGGACUCGCUCUGCUCCAGGGUCACCGUGGACCACAACUACUACGCCGUUUGCCAGAACCUGCUGUCGCGGUACGCUACGUGGCGGGGCACGACGGGCGGCCUCCUCCACGACCCCCCUGCCCACAUAGCCAAAGAUGGACAACUAGACGCACUGCUGGAUGAGUGCACCAAACCCAAGAAACGCUACGGCCGAUUCCAGGCGGCCAAGGAACUGCGCGAGUACCUCACACAGCUAGCUGCCGCUUCUGUUUCUGCUCCAGCCAGGUAAUUAAUGGACUUGGCGUCAGCCUGAGAGACAGUAACUCGAACCCCUGACACCCUCCAAACCCCGGUUCUUGUACAUGAUGUCAUUCGCUCUCCCGUGCAGAGGAGCAGGAAGUUGUUGCGUCAGGAAAUGUAGGAAUCACAUUUCAAAGAAGUUCAUGAAAGCUGUAUCUAUUAACUGGCAUUGCUUUGAGGUUAAACAGGAUCCAGGAAGCGAGUCAUUCUGGCCAGCGCCGGGAUUGAGAGAAGCCAACUCCCCUCUUCACAGUCCGUGGAGAGGAAUUUGGUGGGGAGAGGGGGGGGAGCAACAAGAAAGGGCUUUAAGAGACUCAUUGGACCAGACAAUGUGUUCAAGCAGCAGCAGCACCGCCUCCAUCCUGCUCGAACCUCAUUUCUUGUUAAAUCCAAUUCCAAGUCUUUCCCCUGAUUUUAAGGUUAAAUCCAAGGACGUUUCGUUCAUUUUUGUUUGGUGGCAGGGCGCGUGGAGGCAGCGUCACUGCGCUGCUGUGGGCCUGCAGGGAGGAAGGGGGCGGUAGCUUCAGGGCUUUGUAUUUUCAUGCAGGAGUGAAAUAGACCCCAGGCAGCUGUAUAUGUCUAAUUCCCUGCCUCUUUAAUCAAUCACUCGAUUUGCAGGAUCCAGAAUUGUGGCAAUCUAUUUUUUUUUUCAAAGAGGAACCAGAGGACGAGAGAAGCAGCUGCGCAUAGGAAAGUGAUAAUUGUCCCAUGAUGGAGAUAUGCCUAUACCAAAGAGGCUGCAUGUUGUGUUAGGAACUCCAAAGGAGGGAAGAGUGAUGACACUUCAUCUCCUUUUCCCAGGCGAGAUUUGUUUUACUUUUAUUUUCUGAAUCAACAUGUGCACCAUCGCUAAUGGGCUCUCGGCUUAUUUUGCUGCACUGUGCCGCCAGAAUCCACAUCUAUUCAUUUCCCUUCUUUUGCUUUGACAUCACAAUUUCAAGCGUCCGCAGGUGGCGUGUACAUUGCAAAUUAUUCUUUAUUAGUGUGGAUACACAGCCAGAACUUCAAUGGAGACACAAAAAAGUCUUUUGAAUUAAAUGAAUUGGCAAAUCCAUUUGAAUAGAUUUUGGGAAGUAAUACAUAAGGGAACAAGGUGAAGAAAUAACUGAUCGUAUUUGUGAUUUACAGUGAAACUAAAUUCUGCAAAUUGUGCCGAUGCCAGAUGGAGACAGUCGAUAUCCUCUAUACUGUGCAUUUUCAUCUGUCAUGCUUUAUUGAACGUCCGCAACUGCUAUCCAUCUUUCUCAAAAGAAGGCGAAUAGAACUUGAAGAAAUGUCAUCUAUGAUCUGCUUUGAUCAAGAGAAACUUAAAUCCCAAAUGCCACAUCAAAAGGUAACCAGAAGUUUCAUGCUUCGCUGCAGUUGUUAAUCAAAUAGAAUUGGCUUAAAACCUGCAUGUCUAAAUCCACAACCAGCAACUGCUGCAUUCUGGAAGGAAAACGUCGCAGCCCUCGUAUUCCUGUUGAAUAUUUCAACACCACUUAGAGUUUGGGUUGAUUUUACACUCACUGGACCAACAAAUUGAAUCAUAAUUGCAAAUAAAGUCGCUUUUGCAGCAUAUGCUUUGUAUAUCUUGUGUCCUGAUGUGGUGAACGAGACGCUAAAUGCCCAGCGGAUUGACGGUCAAUCUACAGCAACUCAACAUGCACCCCUCCAUCUGUGGGGAAAGCGAGGAGGCUGUUUUGUUUGGCUCCCCCCCCCCCUCUUUCCUAUGAGACCUGUGGAGAUGAAACACGUCGGUUUGGAAAAAAGCAAUAAAGAGAGGUUUGGCUAAUGCAUUUUGAAUUACCCCCUGUACCCCGUCUAUGUUGUGUUGUAUGUAUUUCCCUAGUGUGGACAACAAGAAAGAUUUGCUUAAAUUACUGUCCACUUUUGUACUGUAAUGUUUCUUUUUGAGUACAAUAUCAGCAGUGUCUGAUUUUUCCUGUGCCUUUCAUUGAAAAGUUGUAUUGACAACUUUUAGUGGGUUUAAAUAUUAAAAUAAAUGAAGAUCUAUAUAUAGAUAUAU
This is a messenger RNA of Synchiropus splendidus (mandarinfish), 4004 nucleotides long. RefSeq names its product divergent protein kinase domain 2Ab (gene dipk2ab). Bases 681 to 1985 code for a protein of 434 amino acids. The record is from RefSeq and is a predicted model, not a curated record. The transcript has 4 exons. NCBI's taxonomy places the organism in Eukaryota, Metazoa, Chordata, Actinopteri, Syngnathiformes, Callionymidae.